AUGCCUCCACCAUCGAAGCUCGCCGUUGCGACGUCCUCCCUGGCCCGCUUGGUCAAGGAGGAAGCUAGCUACUACAAGGAGAUGGAGCAGCAAGAAGCCCGCAUCAAGAAGCUCGAGGCUGGCAGCGACGAAGACAACGCAGAGUACCUGCUCAAGCAAGAGAAACAAGGCCUUGAGGAGACCAAGAACGUGAUACCGAACGUGCGCUCUAAAAUUAGAGACGCGCUCGAGAAGCUGGAAGAACAGCUUGAAAGCAACAAGGAGGCAGGAGGCGAGGCUUCAACAGAGCAGGUCACGAAGGCGAAAGAGGCGAUCGAGAAGGCAAAGGUGGCUCUUCGCGAGUCUGCAUGA
Didymosphaeria variabile is the source of this 351-nucleotide messenger RNA. It is a transcript of the gene RBL2, whose product is annotated as tubulin folding cofactor A. The transcript has 3 exons. Gene Ontology annotation, cellular component: microtubule cytoskeleton; cytosol. The coding region runs from base 1 to 351 and encodes 116 amino acids. Gene Ontology annotation, molecular function: beta-tubulin binding. Gene Ontology annotation, biological process: tubulin complex assembly; post-chaperonin tubulin folding pathway. The record is from RefSeq and is a predicted model, not a curated record. Lineage: Eukaryota; Fungi; Ascomycota; Dothideomycetes; Pleosporales; Didymosphaeriaceae.